UUAUGGGGUAUUGCAACUAUUGAAAUCUGAAAUGUGAAACGUGAAUGAUGAUGCUAUAAAAGCUUGGACCUUGAACAGAGGCGUCUUGGUGAAGAAAAGCCAAGGAGGGAAAAAAAAGUUAUUCUUCCUCAGGUAUGGUAACUAACAAGACUACAUGUAGCAGCAGUGGAGAAAUUUUCUUGUCUUAUGGAAGCUAGCUAUACAGUUGUUGGAAUUGAUGUCUUCAUUGCUGAAAGUCAGGACCAUCUUGCAAGCAAAUGCAAGUUUGAGUUGUGGAAUAACCGGUUCAGCAGAAAAACCUUCCCAAGAAGCUCUGUUUCUCACAAAGUUCUUUUGCAAUACAACAGUCUAUUAGGAAAAAUGAAUUGCAGCACUAUUCAUUUUCUGAGACAAAUCUUGAUCAAGAUUGUGUCUCUCAGUGGAGGUCAACUGGUCAGUGAAACAAAUCAAGUGACAGAUUGGAAGCAGAAGAGGAGUUCCAUUUACAAGCACCAAAAAAAAAGAAAAACAAUGAUUUCUCUUAGAAGCCUGCUACAAUGUUGCCACGGGGAUAAUCCUGUUGCUUUUUCACUGACAAAAAUGCGUCAGGUAUUAGAAGAAAAAGAAUCUCGUGAGGUUAGCAGAUUCAUGGGUUCUUCAGCUACAGAGGUUUUUCCUCACCUCCAGGAUGUUCUGUUGCAAUUUCGAGCUGGCAAAAUGCGUAUGGAGGGAACACAGGUUGUUCCGGAUUCACGUAAAGGUCUUGUUUGCAUAGGAAGGCGUGACGAGGGACUUAUUCACUUUCAAUGGGUUGAUCGAUCAAGCAAUGUUGUUGAAGAUGAUCAGAUUGUCUUUCCGGAUGAAGCUGUUUUUGAAAAGGUCAGUCAAUCAUCAGGAAGGGUCUAUAUUUUGAAAUUUCAGACAGAUGAUAGGAAGUUAUUCUUCUGGAUGCAGGAGCCAAAAGCUGACAAUGAUGCACAACUAUGUAGCCAAGUGAAUCUGUACCUCAAUCAACCAUUAGAUUUUCCUGGUGAGGAGGAACCUGAUGCUUCAGUUCCCCAACCGUCUGAAGACAUGGCUGAAGAGGAAGAUAUUUCAUCUAGGGCUGGAAAUUUGGUUGGGCCAAGCAUGGGCGCAGAAGCAAGUGGUGAUGUAACCUCAUCGGGACCAGUAAAGUUGGCUGAUUUACAGAGAAUAUUGAGUAACAUAGGGUCUGCAGGUGAAGCUGGAGAUCCAGAUGCAGGCUUGGGAUUGGGAGAUAUUUUGAAGCCUGAAUUCAUUUUCCCGCUGAUAAAUGACCUACCACUUGAACAACAACUAGCAUCUUAUUUACCUGAGGGCACCUGGACAGCAGAGGAUUUAAUGGAGUUGCUUCAGAGCGCUCCUUUCCGCCAGCAAGUAGAUUCGUUUACUUAUGUUCUUCGAACUGGCCAGGUAGACCUUUCUCAAUUUGGCAUUGAUGCAACUAAAUUUGCAGCUCCUGCUUCGGCUUUUGCAGCGUGAAAGCUUCCAUUCUGUGAAGAGUAUUGUUGCCUAACGGAUUUUCUUUCGGACAACUUCACUGUUCCAUCUUUCCUAGAGGCACUUGAAGAUUCUGUUACUAGAGUAGCAGAAGGCGAGGAGUCAAGGCGAGAUGGCAGUGAACUGAGAUCUCAAAUGCAUAAUCAAAGUGAGCCAAUGGACGAAGGUCAAUAAUGUUCAGAACACAUCCAUAAUUGGUACAUUCAUUCAAGCCUCUAGAAUUUUUGUGAUUCUUGGCCGAUAAUGCCUACCCUUUAGAAUAUGUUAGUACUGUUAAGAAGGUGGAGAGCUUGGAAAUUGCAACACAUUUAGAUGAAAGCUUGUGUGUAAAAUUUGAUCUGUCGAAUCUGGCUUUUGUACUUCAAAAUUCUCUGACGUACUGUGAAGGGCAAUUCACAAUGGGUAUGGAUUUACUAUUGCAUACAAGACUACUUUCCG
Molecule: messenger RNA, 1938 nt
Organism: Coffea arabica (coffee)
Lineage: Eukaryota; Viridiplantae; Streptophyta; Magnoliopsida; Gentianales; Rubiaceae
Source: RefSeq, a predicted model, not a curated record